GCUAGGAAUUGCACACAGCUGAGCUCAGAAGUUUGGGUAUGGCUCUGAGAAGACCGAGAAGCUGUAGGUCGGAAGCUCCUGCAAACCUAGGAGCUGACACAUAUUCUGUAAGCUUUCUGCGUUCCAAACCCUUCAUCUCUGCUAAGGACAGAGUAGACACAGCUUGAAGACGCUGACACCUGGAAGAAUCUCUUUUUGGAUUCUAUUGCUGCUAACAGAGCCCAGCAGAGCUACUCACAUCCACAGAGGAAAAGAGGAAAGUUUUUUGAAACAGCAGGAUACUUCUUGAAAUCGGGACUGGAAGAAGGCAAUCUUUUCCCUCCUUCCCCUUUGGGGACUGGCUUUUGAGAGAAAGGAGUUGCCCAACCUGGUCAUGAGACUUUUCCACACUUCCCAAAGAAAGCUCUUGAAGUUAUGACACUGCACCACAGAGAGUCUAGGAUAGCAUAACCCAGAGCAGCACCCCCAGCAGCACACCCUGGGUGCAAUCCAUCUGGUAGGCACAGGAGAUGGAGAAUGAGGUUGGCAAAUCUGUGGACAAUCAAAUGGACAAAUACAUAGUUACAAUAAUGGGGAAAUCAGAAAGUCAAAUGGAUAUUGUGGAAAAAUCAACAAAAUCUGGAAAGCAAUCCUGGAGCAUUGUGGCAAUCGGUCUGGCUGUCUUGCUGCUCAUUAUGACUUGUGCAGCGGUCGCCCUGGUGAUUCUGUAUGCCAGCAGCAGAGUCACUCACUAUGGCACCAGUUCAGGCAACAUAUGCACCACACCUGGAUGUGUUACAGCAGCUGCUAGAAUAAUUCAGAAUAUGGACCCAACAGCUGAACCUUGCACGGAUUUCUACCAGUAUGCCUGUGGGGGUUGGCUCAACCGGCAUGUUAUCCCAGAAACUAGCUCCAGAUACAGCAUUUUUGACAUCCUGAGAGAUGAGCUGGAGAUCAUCCUGAAAGGUGUGUUGGAGACUUCAGAUCAAGGGGACAGAGAAGCAUUUCAGAAAGCUAAAAUACUUUACAAGUCAUGCAUGAAUGAGAGUCUUAUAGAGCAGCGAGAUUCAUUGCCUCUACUAGAGGUCUUAACGAUGGUUGGAGAUUGGCCAGUGGCUUCUGCAGACUGGAAUAACACCAAAAAGUCAAAUUGGAGCAUGGAAGAAAAACUCUCCAUAAUGAACUCCAGAUUUAACAAACGUGUCCUGAUUGACAUGUUUGUAUGGAAUGAUGACCGGGAUUCCAACAGACACAUCAUUUAUAUUGACCAACCUAGUUUAGGAAUGCCAUCCAGAGACUACUACUUUAAUGGGGGCAACUAUCAAAGGGUCAGAGAAGCUUACCUGCAGUUCAUGAUCGCCAUUGCCAAAAUGAUCCGAGAAGACAAGAAUAUGUCUAAAGAUGAUUCUUUCGUCCAAGAAGAAAUGUCAAAAGUUAUGCAGCUUGAAACCGAGAUUGCAAAUAGCUUUUCAACACAACACAAAACUCAUAGCCUAGAAGAGAGCAGGAGGAAGGAGACUUGCUAUGGCUUGGGCAGCCCAGAAAUCAGAGCUUCUGCAACUAUCCCUGCAGAAGAAAGGCAUGAUGUGACCUUGUUAUACAACAAAAUGACUCUGAAACAGUUGCAGGAAAAGUUUGCAUUGAAUGAGUUUAACUGGACCUUCUUCAUCCAAGGUGUCAUGUCUUCAGUAAGUGUUCAGGUCUACCCAGAAGAGGAGGUUGUUGUAUAUGGAAUGCCCUACUUGCAGGAGCUGAAAGCAAUUAUCUCAAAGUACUCAGCAAGCACCAUCCAGAACUACCUCAUUUGGCGACUGAUAAUUGAUCGAGUCAGUAGCUUGAGUCGGCGUUUCAAGGAUGCUCGGGCCAGCUACAGGAAGGCACUUUAUGGGACAACACUGGAAGAAGCCCGCUGGAGGGAGUGUGUGAGUUAUGUCAACAACAACAUGGAGAAUGCAGUGGGAGCAUUGUAUGUCAGGGAGACAUUUGCUGGUGAGAGUAAGAGGAUGGUCCGAGAUUUAAUAGACAAAAUCCGUGAAGUGUUCAUUGAGACCCUAGAUGAGUUGCAGUGGAUGGAUGAGACAUCUAAAGAAAAAGCUCGUGAGAAGGCAAUGGCAAUUAAAGAACAAAUUGGCUAUCCAGAUUAUAUUUUGGAAGAUCAUAAUGAAAAAUUAGAUCAGGAAUAUGCUAAUUUAAACUUCAGUGAGCACAACUACUUUGAAAACAUCCUGGAAAACCUGAGAGCUGGAGCCCAAAAGAGCCUGAAGAAACUUCGAGAGAGAGUUGACCAAGAUAUAUGGAUAAUUGGAGCUGCAGUGGUCAAUGCAUUCUAUUCCCCCAAUCGGAACCAGAUAGUUUUUCCUGCAGGGAUUCUACAGCCUCCCUUCUUCAGCAAACAUCAACUACAAGCACUAAACUUCGGGGGGAUAGGAAUGGUUAUUGGGCAUGAAAUAACUCAUGGCUUUGAUGACAACGGUCGGAAUUUUGAUAAAGAUGGAAAUAUGUAUGACUGGUGGAGCAACUUCUCAGCUAUGCACUUCAAGGAGCAGUCUCGUUGCAUGGUUUAUCAGUAUGGGAACUACACAUGGGAGCUGGCUGGAGGACAAAAUGUCAGUGGAAUAAGCACAUUAGGAGAAAAUAUUGCAGAUAAUGGAGGAGUCCGGCAGGCUUACAAGGCCUAUUUGAAAUGGCUUGAACGGGAAGGGAUGGAGCCAAAGUUGCCUGGACUGGAUCUGUCCCACAAACAGCUUUUCUUCCUCAACUUUGCCCAGGUUUGGUGUGGUUCCUACCGACCAGAAUAUGCUAGCCAGUCAAUAAAGACAGAUGUUCACAGCCCUCUGAAAUACAGGGUGAUGGGAUCUUUGCAGAACUUUGAGGCCUUCUCGGAGGUGUUCCAUUGUAAAAAGGGUACAGCCAUGCAUCCUGCAGAGAAAUGCAGAGUGUGGUAGCCAAAUAGAAAACUGGCAAGAAUAACAAAUACUCUGGCGAUACAAUAUGCCAAUGAUGUGCCUGAUGUUCUCCUGUUCAGUCACAGCCAAGGCUAAUGGUGCAGCUGCUGUAGUAAGAAUCAAAGAAACUACAGCACUGAAGCUCUUAUGGUUCCACUGGGAAGUAUGCAAGUAUCUUAGUGACUGAUGGGCUGUGCUGAAAGCCACAGUAUGCUCCAGAACAAAAAUGACUGUAUCAAAUGACAUCCUGACUGUUACUAAGAAACCACAUCAGGGUUACAAAGACUAGUUCUUAAAAAAAACAAACCAACAAACAACUAUACAUCUAUUUUUCAGCAAGGAACAAUAAUUUUAAUGUGUCUUUCAAUUAUACCUGAGACUCAGCAAACCCACUUAAGAUGUUUCACAAAACUAUUUUUUCAGUAGUCUGGUUCAGUUUCUGGUGCUUUUUCCCCAAAUUCAGGCUAGUGGUAAUUUAAACUCUUGUGCUGUCUGUCUAACACUGUCCACUUGCACUUUGAUUACUGCUUUGUUGUAAGAGGUUGCUAUUUGUCUUGAUAUUUUACAAAGUGAGCUAUAUGUUAAAAUGCCUGCCGGCUGCUGGCUUAACACAAAGCUGCACUCUUCUACUGCACUUGAGUUCUUCUGCUCCAAAGAGCAACUGUAACAUGACCUUGAAGUAAGGUAGAAAGAUCACAUUUUUAAAAGUACGAAUUCUAUUGUUAUGGUUAAAAUUACAGGGUCCCUUCCUUGAGAGAUAUAUUGAAGAUGAUGCUUAUUCUUGUAGAAGUGUAUAAAAUACUUUUUGCCAAAGAGCAAACGUAUCCAUGGAAACAACUACACUAUUUUUAAACCUGUGCCUUUUCACUUCGCAAUAGGCUAUUUUUCAAUAUUUACACUUGAAAAUGUAACAAGUAUUAAUUUUUAAUUUAAAAAAAAAAUCACAGUCACCAAUUCAGCAAGCAUUUUACUAUAGAAAAUUCUGGGUGGCUUCCUUCUAAUAUAAUGAUACUACGUUAAAGUGUCAGUCCUUAAUAGUGAGUUUUAAAUAUUCUUCUUGCAAAUGCUUUUCUUUCUGGCACACAAAUCACUGGAAAGCAAGAUGAUCACUACUAGCGCUUAGUUUAUGAAGUGCCAAAUCACAUUAUUCAAUUGCUUAAAGUAGUUAGUGCACCACUAGCAAAAUGUUUGAUUAUCUAAAUACCAUAGAAGGAAAUGAAAAUCAUUUAAUGGUAGCAGAUUAGCCUGUAAGAGAGGACCCACUGAAGUAUUCUGGCCAUUUGACAAUAAGAGCUGGCUAGAUCACUAAAUGAAGCCUCAUAACUUUUGCAUGAAUGUUAGUUUUACUGCCUACAGUGAAAUCAGUCUGUAAAGAAUUACAGCUUUUACUGCAGGUGAGAACAUACAGUUCAUUUACAUUUAAUUUCUACCUUAGAAGUAAUCUUAGAGGAUUACUUUCUCAAAGAAUCGGCACUACCUCAGGGAUUAACCUCUCUUCUAUGCCUUUCAAAGUUUGAGAGUGACAUAUAGAAGAGAGACUUAAGUAGUAACAUAGGGUUUAUUUGCAAGUUUAUUGAAUGCUCAUUUAAUAUCUCCUCAAAAGAUUCAGAAAAGGCUAUUCAGCACCCACCAACAGAGCUGUCUGUUGCAAGCAAAUAUUACACAAAGCACAGACAUAAUUUGGCCUUCACCUCAGUUAACAGUAAUACAAAAACUGCUUCAAAUCUAAUUCGUUUCUGUGGUGCACCUCAGAUGACUAUAUACAUGGACCUCCUCAAGGGAAUGCUACCUGAACUACACUUUGUUGUUUUGUUAAUUUCAGCUAGGUCUAUUAACUGAGGAGAACUGUACUUGAUCACAUUAAUUUGAACAAGGAUCCAGAUUCAAGGCAGAGAGGUGAGAGAAAAGGAUAAUUUUUCAGAUGGGAGUUGCUGUAAGUGCCUGAUGAGCUUAGAAGAACUGAUCCGCACUGAAAACAAAAAAAAAAAUGACUAGGAGAGUGCACUAACAAGCUUCAAGAGCCUUCUUUAAAAAGGUCACAAUUUUCUACACUAGGAUUAAGCUCACUCUAAGUGACUUUAAAAGCUCUUGAAGGAAACCUGGAGGUAAAGAACCUGGCCCAUAGGUGUCCUGCUCUUACCUCUGUACAGUUUCUAGGAUUUCAUAUGUUAAAACUGUGGUUCUACUGAGAUGCAUAAGAUGAUGUUUAUUUCCUGUUGGACAGUAGGAUAAGGUACUGUGCAUUCCUGGUACUUCCCCUCAGUGCUAGAUUAGCUUAGGAUACAAAACCCCCAAAAUUCACAGUAGCUGCACUACAUUUACUACUUUUCAGUUUUAGUAAGUUCUAGUUCUCUCUAAUAGCGACCAUCAAAAUCAUUUGAAGUCAGAUUCUUUAAGGAUGCUACCAAAAUACAAUAGGAGAUGAAACAGUUUCAUGGAAUAUCAUAGUAAAUCAUACCUACUUAAAAUUUUUAGGAAAAUGAUACAAGUGGAAAAGCCAGUUUAGGAGAUAACAUAGACUCUGUAAAACACAAAUGAACAAUAACUUAGUUUAAUUUAGAUAUUAAUCCAGGUUCAACUCAAACUCUGACCAACCACCAGCUUUUGACUCGUCUAGAACUAUGUAAGUAGAUUACAGAUGUAGCAGUGGAUUGGUGAGAUUCUGAUGUCCUACAAGGCUUCAUGCCAAUUAUGUUACUCUCCAUAUACAACUAUUAAAGAGGAAAGAUGCCAGCAUAUGAAGGAUGGGAAGAGAAUUAUGAAGACUAAGUUUUGUGCUUUAAGAUGUUUACACCUGGAUGUCCAAGACAAGUCUAAUUAUUUUCCAUUUUUAUUCACUUUAAAAGUGUUUUUGCUCUUUAAUUAACCCAAUGCACCUGUUCCAUGUGUUGUAAAACUGAUAGGUCACACUGACUAGGUUUGCAUUUGCUCCUGGAUUGGAUUCUACAUGCAUUAGGGGAGAAACUUUGUAUUUCAAAAGUACAUACUCAACAUGAUCUGCAACCUUUGUUUGAAUGAAAUGCUGUCCAAAUUUUAUUCUGGCUAUAGAGUGUGGUUCGCAUUUCUCAUCACAUCUCAAACUGAUGCUCAUAGAAAGAUCAUUUGACUACUGUUUCCUAGUUGAAGGAGUUUAAUUAUUUUUUUAAACAUUAAAUGGCUGGUUCCAAGAGAGUGAAGGGCUCUGAAAAAUCAGCUUUUGUAAUUUAAUUAUUUGUGUAUGGUGGCAGGCAAAAUAAAGUGUAUUUAACUGCAUUUUGUCUAUCUUCACUUACCCAGAUUUUUCAUGCCCUAUUAUUUGUGUGCACACAAUAUAAUUAAAUUCCAUAUUUGGGUAAUUAAAGACUAUUUCCCUUGUGUAUCUGAUAUUUUCAUGUGGGUCUUCCAGUAAGCUAAAUUGGCUAAAGUACCUUUCUUUCCUCUGUCCUCACGAGCCUUGAGAAGCCAGGUGUUCACAGCACAACAAGGCUCUCGGGGGGAAAAGGGUCCUUAUUCUUUGUCCCUAGCUAUCAUUAGUAAUAGACACCCAUGCUCUCAGCUUGUUCUGAGAAAAAUGUUAUCCUAGGAUUAAAAAUGAGGUAGCCUGUAUCUUUUAGUGGCAGAUUUUGAAAAGAGAAGGGAAUUUGAGGAGGAGUUUUUUAAUGUAAAAAUCCAGGAGACAACAUAUGGAGAAAACCCAAGAAAUUAAUACGUACUGUUGAUUGUUCAUAUUGGCAAUAUUAAAAAUUCAUAGAUAGGAUCUGGCACAGUAUCUUGUUACAUAUAAUACUUAUUCCUAUUUGCAGUGGUUCAGCUAUGAUACAAGACUAUUAAUGCAAGAAGGCAAGUUUACCACAAAUAGUAACAGAACAAAAGGCAUCCUUGUGGCUUCAUUUUUUGCUUAGAUAUUUCAUGCUGCUGUUUUUCGUCAUCUGAUGUACUGCAAGAAAUAAAGAAGUGAUUAUGUUUGGGGAACAGGUAAUAUAGACCAGAAUGUCCCCAACAUGCUGGAAAGGUCUCUUGCUCAUGAUGCAGGUCAGAGUUAUGUACAAGAGCGAAACCAUGAGAUUACAGGGGAAGAGAGUCUAUCGAAGUUAUGAUCAGUAAUACAGCACUAUUGACAGUUAUUAUAAUACUGUAACAGUUACCACUAUACUAUAACUAUUAAAGUAAUAUUUACCUAGCAUUUGUUAUAUAGUUAUCAGAAGUGUUCCUGGGGCUAGUAAGAUGUGCACAUAAUCCUUAUCUGAAAGUAGAAACUAUUGUUCUUUGUUACCAUUUUCACCAGACGGUUUUGUCCUUGAGAAUCACAUAUUUUGUAUUCAUUCACUGAAGUCUUAGCAGAGGGACUAUGAAACUCUGAUACUAGAUUGCUAGGCAG
Molecule: messenger RNA, 7281 nt
Organism: Struthio camelus australis
Lineage: Eukaryota; Metazoa; Chordata; Aves; Struthioniformes; Struthionidae
Gene: MMEL1
Product: membrane metalloendopeptidase like 1
Biological process (GO): protein processing
Cellular component (GO): plasma membrane
Molecular function (GO): metalloendopeptidase activity
Source: RefSeq, a predicted model, not a curated record